Tachysurus vachellii is the source of this 1773-nucleotide messenger RNA. RefSeq names its product zic family member 2 (odd-paired homolog, Drosophila) b (gene zic2b). Gene Ontology annotation, cellular component: nucleus. Lineage: Eukaryota; Metazoa; Chordata; Actinopteri; Siluriformes; Bagridae. The transcript has 3 exons. The record is from RefSeq and is a predicted model, not a curated record. Gene Ontology annotation, molecular function: DNA-binding transcription factor activity, RNA polymerase II-specific; RNA polymerase II cis-regulatory region sequence-specific DNA binding. Gene Ontology annotation, biological process: regulation of transcription by RNA polymerase II; central nervous system development. Bases 297 to 1466 code for a protein of 389 amino acids.
CCCAAAAAAGUAGCACAUUUACGGACAGACGUGAGUACAAGUGUGUUCAGGCUUUUGACUGCAAUUUUUGCGCAUCAUUCUGUGAGUGCAGAGAUCGUAUUUAAACCUCUACCAAGAGGACUUUGGUUUUGUUUGUUGGAUUUUUGAAGCAAACUUUAGAAAUUGCUGUAUGAAGAUCAGAAUUUGAGCACAUAUUUGUUUGGUCAUGCAGAUUUCGUUUUGUUUAUUUUGAUUGAGUUUUACGCACGGGCUUCUUUUACGCACCGUAUUUUAGAGAAACCGAAAAGUUAGUAGCGAUGUUACUGGACGCGGGUCACCUGGGUCCAUUCGCCCGGCAUCACCACGCGGGUGAGUCACACGACAGGGACGCGAGUUUUGCAGAAGCAGCGCAUGUGGGUGCCUUUAAGCUGAGUCAUGGUGAGCUGUCUCCGGGUCAGGGAGCGGCCUUUGGACCACAGGCUUCAGGCUACGCGGCUCUAGGCGCCUCAUACGGAGGCUCCGCGUUCGGCUCGGCCCGAGACUUUCUGUUGCGCGGACGCGGAUUUGCAGAUCCAGAGCGCGGCCUCUUCAGCCCGGCGACCGGAGCGCUUCAUCCUUCCCAUGCGGACGCACAGAGUCAUCUGCUUUUCCCCGGCUUUCACGAUCAGCAUAGCUCAACUAACAACGCGCUGUUUGCACGACCGGACCAGUACCACCACCAGGUAUCCAACACGCGGCCUGACCCGUACGGCCAGUACGGCUUGAACGUAGCAGCUGCGCAUCACCAUCACCCGGCAGCCUUUUUCCGCUACGUGCGGCAGCAGUGCGUCAAGCAGGAGCUCGUGUGCAAAUGGCUCGAACCGGAUCGCGAGAAGCGCCGCUGCGGCAGAACCUUCGGCACCAUGCACGAGCUGGUGGCGCACGUCUCCGCGGAGCACGUCGGGGGACCCGAGCAAUGCAACCACGUGUGCUUUUGGGAAGAAUGUCCUCGAGAGGGAAAGGCAUUCAAAGCCAAAUACAAACUGGUGAACCACAUCCGCGUGCACACAGGGGAGAAGCCCUUUGCGUGUCCGUUCCCGGGAUGCGGCAAAGUGUUUGCGCGCUCCGAGAAUCUGAAAAUACAUAAAAGAACGCAUACAGGGGAGAAGCCGUUUCUUUGCGAGUUUGAGGGAUGUGACAGACGCUUUGCCAACAGCAGCGACAGGAAGAAACACAUGCAUGUGCACACAUCCGACAAGCCAUACUUGUGCAAACUGUGCGACAAGUCGUACACUCAUCCCAGCUCGCUGAGAAAACACAUGAAGGUUCACGACGAGCAGAGUCCAGUUGACGAGUCUUCGCCCAUUGGAAGCUCCGGUUACGAGUCAUCCAGUUUGGUGUCGCCGUGUUCAGAGACUCAGAGCACCACUAUGUCUCCAGACUCCGCCGUAAUGAACAACAGCAGUCACAGCAGCAUAGCGUCUAACUUCAGCGAGUGGUACGUUUAGGAAAUGUGAACUUCACACAGAUUGUGUCCAAAAACUAAAUGAUCUAAAACUAAAUGAUGGAGCGGUUUGGGACACAACGGGACUUCAAUCAUCAGCAAUGUAGACAAUCCUCUAAAAUAUACUAAUAUUGCUUCUUAAAUAAACGCAUACAGUGAUAUGUUAUGGACAAUUACAGGAUCCAUUGCUUACUCACACUUUAAUGUUUUAAUGCGUCCUGUGUUGAUUAACCCCCCAAAUCCUCCACUCAAUGAAAUUGUCCAACUAUUAAUUUCUGUUGAUUUAAAAUGUUCCCUGUAAAAACUCCGAC